Messenger RNA from Monomorium pharaonis (pharaoh ant), 1170 nucleotides. It is a transcript of the gene Pu, whose product is annotated as GTP cyclohydrolase 1. Gene Ontology annotation, molecular function: zinc ion binding; GTP cyclohydrolase I activity; GTP binding. NCBI's taxonomy places the organism in Eukaryota, Metazoa, Arthropoda, Insecta, Hymenoptera, Formicidae. The transcript has 6 exons. Gene Ontology annotation, biological process: tetrahydrofolate biosynthetic process; tetrahydrobiopterin biosynthetic process. The record is from RefSeq and is a predicted model, not a curated record. Gene Ontology annotation, cellular component: cytoplasm. The coding region runs from base 171 to 965 and encodes 264 amino acids.
CCUCCAGAGAUCCUUCCAGUUCAUCAGGACGAAGUUCCUUCCGCCGCAGGACAACGAGAAACAGUGCUAUCUCGGACUAUCUCGAACCGCUUGACACAUUCUGGAAACAUCCCGAUAUCUUGAAUUCCGAAUAAAUAUUUAAAAAAAUCGACGGCGAAAGAUCUGGAAUCAUGAACGGCGUUUCGAGCGCGAAGUUGAAGCUGUACGAUGGCGAGGAUGACAAUUCGAUAAUGAUAAAAAAGCCCUUGCCAUUGAGAACGGUUUCGUGGAGCGACAACAUUGAGGAAACCGACCUGGACGUCCCUGGAACGCCUAGAACACCCAGGACAUCCACGACGAAAGGCCACGAGAAAUGCAUGUUCCAUCACGAUUUGGAGCUGGACCAUCGACCACCCACACGGGAGGCAAUGAUACCGGAAAUGUCCCGAAGUUACAAGCUGCUCCUCAGCUCGCUGGGCGAAGACCCGGAACGACAGGGUCUUCUGAAAACGCCGGAACGCGCCGCGAAGGCCAUGCUCUUUUUUACGAAAGGAUACGACCAGAGUCUCGAAGAUGUAAUUAACGACGCGGUAUUCGACGAGGACCAUGAUGAGAUGGUAGUGGUAAAAGACAUCGAGAUGUUCUCCAUGUGCGAGCACCAUUUGGUCCCGUUCUACGGCAAGGUGUCGAUCGGGUACCUCCCGUGCAAAAAAAUACUAGGUCUCAGCAAGCUUGCCAGAAUCGUGGAGAUCUUCAGCAGACGGCUCCAGGUGCAGGAGCGACUCACGAAGCAAAUUGCGAUAGCGGUCACGAAAGCUGUACAACCUGCCGGCGUCGCCGUCGUGGUUGAGGGAGUGCACAUGUGCAUGGUGAUGCGGGGCGUGCAGAAGAUCAACAGCAAGACAGUGACCUCGACGAUGCUAGGCGUGUUCCGGGACGACCCGAAGACCCGCGAGGAGUUCCUGAAUCUGGUCCACAACAAGUAAACGGUCGAGUCGCGUCGCGGUGUCAUUAAUCGUCGGCCGUGGGACCACUAGAUUUGACAACGGAUGACACCCCGACCGCGCUCUCCGAUUCCAUUCGAUCGCUACCUCGUUUCGAAGCUCUCGCCCGCAGGGCUUCGGAAUCAUCGUCGUCGCCGCCACCGCGAAAGUCCAAACGUUUCGUUUGUGCCCUCCUGAAAAAAAAAAA